Aspergillus thermomutatus is the source of this 621-nucleotide messenger RNA. RefSeq lists its product as uncharacterized. The transcript has 5 exons. The record is from RefSeq and is a predicted model, not a curated record. NCBI's taxonomy places the organism in Eukaryota, Fungi, Ascomycota, Eurotiomycetes, Eurotiales, Aspergillaceae. The coding region runs from base 1 to 621 and encodes 206 amino acids.
AUGAAGUUCACUGGAAUCAUCGCUUCCCUGGCUGUUGCCAGCUCUGCCUCCGCUCUGGUCAUCCCCCAGGCCCCUGUUGAUGCCACCCUCAACAAGCUGAACAGUGCUCUCGACAAUGUUGAGGGUCUCGUCGGUGGUCUCCUCAACGGCGUUUGCCAGGAGGUCGACCUCACCCAGGUCCAGACCGAACUCACCGACAUCAAGGGCCAGCUGACCAAGCUCGUCCCUGUCUCUGUUGCCACCAAGCGUGACAUCAUGGGCACUGUUAAUGGUGUUGCUACGCCCGCCACCAACGUCGCUGGUAGCGCAGUCGGCACUGUUGAGGGUGUUGCUAAGCCCGUCACCAAUGUCGCUGACAGCGCAGUCGGCACUGUUGAAAACACCGCUGGUGCCGCCGUUGGCACCGUUAAGAACACUGCCUCUGGUGCCGUCGACACUGUUACCGGCACUGUCGGUGUCAAGCGCCAGGAGGUUGGCCAGCUCACCACCCUUGCGCAGAACCUGGUCAGCAAGAUUCAGAGCGGUGCCCUCGACGCUGCCGGCCUUGAGAACGUCCUCAACAUUCUCGGCCAGACUGGCGGUCUCUCUGCUGUCACCACCAUCCUCAACCUCAUCCAGUAA